AUGUCAACAAUUUCACCGUCGCUUCCUUUCAACCGUGCCCCCCUCCCGCUUAUGUUUCCCCCUCCUUCUCUUCCGACGUGUCUGCCAUCAUACAUGCUGGUCCCACGCUCGCGCUUCACCUCCCAGCCAUCUUCUCGUAGGUCGGGUGCAUGCUCACCGAGAUACUGCAAAUUUCACAUCUCACCUUCGGCCCUUUUCUAUUUUUGGCAGCGAUGGCAACCGGAAGCCUGUCUACGCUACCUCACCCUCGCAUACUCUCAGUCAGCGCUCUUAGACCGCCCUGGUCAUGGCUCUCGGAAUCGCCUGUCUGACCUCCUCUCCCACCGCCGGUGCCUCGCAGCCCUUGAUUUCGACCUGCCUCUCGUGUAUGCACGCUUGCCCUACCCCCUUGUUCGCUCGUGCCCCUUGCCAAUACGACACCGCCCCUAUCCCUUCCCCUAUGCCGGCCUCCUCCCCCAGUUGUGGCUCACCGUGGCUGUCUCACCUCCUACCUUCCCCGCCCCACCCCGUCCUUACACCGCCCCUCCGUCCCCCUGGAUCAUCCUUCCCCCCUCAUGCUUCUCUGGUUUCACCCUGGGCCCUCAGGUGGCCCUGAUAUCCCGCUGCUCCACCUUCCGCCCUUUCUGA
This is a messenger RNA of Closterium sp. NIES-65, 627 nucleotides long. NCBI's taxonomy places the organism in Eukaryota, Viridiplantae, Streptophyta, Zygnematophyceae, Desmidiales, Closteriaceae. The record is from the annotation of a GenBank genome assembly.